Molecule: messenger RNA, 1198 nt
Organism: Micropterus dolomieu (smallmouth bass)
Lineage: Eukaryota; Metazoa; Chordata; Actinopteri; Centrarchiformes; Centrarchidae
Product: fibroin heavy chain
Exons: 22
Coding region: 1-1146 (381 amino acids)
Source: RefSeq, a predicted model, not a curated record
AUGGACCGAAAUGGACCUUUGGCUUUGCCCAAUCAGACCUUGCAGCUCAGUAUUUUGUACCCCAGCUCCUCUAUCAUGCAGGUUCGAGCUCUACUCCAGACCUCGCUGGUUCUCUGGUUGGCUCAGCUUACUCUGCAAGGCGGUGUUGGCAUCGGAGUUAAACCCGGGGGAGGUUACAGAGGUAGAGCAGGCCCAAAGCAAGGUGGACAUGGAACCCAGGGAGCCUAUGGGGCCAGUCUGGGCACAGGAAUGGCUUUGGGGGCUGGACUUCUAAAUGGGCUGGGACUGGGUUUGGGCCAGGGAGGGAAACGUGUUUAUGGCGCUGGCCUUGGCUCUCUGCCAGGAUAUGGGCCUGUAGCUGGCAUUGGCUAUCCUGGAGCGCAGCCAGGUUAUAUGGGUGGCGCAGGAAACUAUCUGGGAGCAAGCCUGGGUGCAGGGGGCUAUGGACCAGAUUCCCAUGGCCUGCCUACAGGGUUGGGACAGGGAGCAUACCUGGGUGGUGCAGCUGGCAAACUUGCAGCUGCUGCUGCUGGACAGGGUGGGUAUCCCCACGGAGUUGCCGGCAGGUCAACUGGCUAUGGUGAGGGAGCAACAGGAUACCUGGGUGCUGUGGCAGGCAAUGGCUUCGGUGGAGAUGCUGGUGCAAAAGCUUUGUCUACAGGUUAUGGGAAUGGUUACAGCGAUGGUUACGGGGCUGGGCUUGGUUACCCUGCAGAGUUAGCUGAUGGUGCUGAGAACAAAGCAGGGAAGAGUGAAGCCCUCAGUACAGGAGGCUAUGCCGGACAGGGCCAGGGGGCGUAUGGAGCACUUGGUGCAGGACUGGAAUCAACUGGUGGCAAAUAUGGAGGAGGAGCUGCUCAGGUUCCUUAUGGUAAUGCACCAGUGAUUCCUGCUGGACUGGAUGGUGAUGGUGCCUACCCAUAUGCUGCUCAGCAGCUUGGCCUCGGGGCUGAAGGUGCCAAAACCGCCAACAAAUAUGGAGCCGGAGCAGGAUAUGGAGCUCAGCAAGCAGGUUACGGCGCACAGCUAGGAGCAACUCAAGAUGCCUUGGGAGAGCAACCUGGCAAAUAUGGCGGAGUCAAUGCUGCCCUUGGAAAUGGAUACAAAGGUCCAAAACCUGCACCAGUCUUAUUCUGUCAACACUGAAAACACUGGUGGAGACUAAUUCACAUAAAUAGAUGUUAAGUGCAAAAAAAUU